AUGCCCUUUAACGUGUCUUUGAGAACCUGGAAGGCCAACCAAGAUCUUGGGCGCAAUCUGGCGCAGAUCGUUUGAUGUUGAACAAUUACAUUCCACGAUUAAGGUUAAUAUCGACAUGGGUGUUUGACGCUCGAACCGCCCAGCCCUCCUGGCAUGGACCCUUGCACCUUUGCUUGAGCACCCUUGCACCUUGGCUUCGAUGAUCGACCGACCUCCUCUCGACUUCCUGAUUUGCGACCGCCUUGACAGCUUCGCUUGUGCGAUCCAGACUUCCGGACUUAAUCGUCCCAUCCUGUCAAGUCGUCAGCUAUAUAAUUAUCUACAGGCUGACCCCGCGCUUUGCUGACUUGAUCCCUUCCCCCUAGCUCCAUCCUCGUAAACCUUCCUAUCCUUCUUACCAAACCAACUCGACGACAAGCUUUCAAGCCUACGAUGGCCAGAGACCAAGUUCUACCUUCAGAGAUUCAAGAAACCGCACUACUUCAACUGCUUGCCAAUUCCCUAGUCCUUUCCCAAACAGCUCCGUACCUGUCCUGCUACGAUGUCUUGAAUCUGGCUGCCACAUCGCGCGCAUUUCGUUUCCUGAUCUACCAUACCCCGCAAGUCUUCCGCCGCCUGGAUUUGGGCAACGUCAAGACAGCCCAGUUUGACAGUGAUGCUAUUGACCGGGGUGGCCAGACCUGGCGCAAUGUUCAGCUUGACGAAACCUUGACUGAGGACGAUUUCUAUUCGAGACCUCUGAGAGGCAUCUUCUCCAACCUCCGACGGCAUGACAUCCUUCGGGAUGUGCAGGUUUUGACCCUUGAUGGUCUUUCUGUCACUGCCGAGCUCAUCCACGACAUCCUCAUUGAUCCGGCAUUUUCGGUUCGCAUUCUAUCGAUCCGCGAUGUCAAGAAUCUGAAUGAACGAAAGCUCCAAAAGACACUGCAAUAUGCGUGCCGAGAGUCCAGACCUGAGGGCACACCACGGCUCAAGGGUCUCUAUGUGUUUGGUCCGAAGGAUCCGGUACCUGAGGCGGCUCCUCCUCAGGAGAGCUCCCGGAGCCCUUCACCUACCAGUCCGGCCGCGGUAGCAGCAGCCUGGAACACGCGAAGCCAACAAACACUGACGACUUCUCUCAUUGAGGAACUUGAGGCGUGGUAUUCUCGCCGUGGCAGCCAGUUUCCGUGUCGGAUCAACCCUGACUGGGCCUCUACGCUUGUGGCCUGCGAUGGCAUGAUUGCAUUUGAUUCAGUUCUUUGCACCAGCCCCAGGCAUAUCAACUCGCUGGCAUGGGGCAAGGUUAACCUCGAUGUUCUGAAAGCCGCGGGCUCCCCAUCAUCUGCAUUGAUCCCUCACUUCAACGUGGCCACUCACAGUCUCGGUGGCUGUGAGGGAUGUGGCUCUGCACCCGAAGGUUUUACAGUGUGGGGAGAAGACAUCUAUCCAGAAGAAAGAGAUACUGAGGGAAGAAGGUCUAGUCAUACUUCCAUGGCCGACAUUGGGAGGUUCCCGCUGCUGCCCCCGCCUCCGAUGCAUUCUUCGACCCUGAGCGCUGCAAUGUGUCCGACUGGCCAGGCGGUCCGGCACCGACUUUCCUACCUGAGAAAGGGAAACCAGAACAAGGCGCGCUUCAUCCCACGCUGUUUUGACUGCAUUAGAGACAGGUACUGCGCCGGGUGCAACAAAUGGUGGUGCGAGACGUGCUAUGUCGGGGCGUUUGCAGGAUCAUCCAGUGGCCAUGCUGGAUUGAAUUCAGGGGACCAUGUAAGCAACCCCCCCACCAUUACCGGAGAGAACGACAACAGAGACUCGGGGCCCAUGAUACUGGACGGGUUUUGCGCCGAUGGAAAGUGCUCGCUCUGCCGUUCCUCGACCGCUUCUGUGACUGCCGGCAGCGAGCAGCCUGCAUAA
Messenger RNA from Podospora pseudopauciseta, 1893 nucleotides. RefSeq lists its product as uncharacterized. The record is from RefSeq and is a predicted model, not a curated record. The coding region runs from base 433 to 1893 and encodes 486 amino acids. The transcript has 3 exons. NCBI's taxonomy places the organism in Eukaryota, Fungi, Ascomycota, Sordariomycetes, Sordariales, Podosporaceae.